UCGUGUCACUGUACCGCGCGACACACGCACGCGCACACGCACGCGUCUGUGUUUGAGUGGAUCUGAGCAGAAACACUGAGGUCUCUUUCACUUUAUUCAAGUGUUUACUGAAGAUCGUGGAUGAAUAUCAGGAACGGCCCGGAGCGCGAGCUGCGGAUCCAUGAGCGCGCCGCAGACUCCAGCGGGACCGCGCAGAAGCUUCUGCGUCUGAAGCGCUCGCUCACAUUCAUGAGGAGUAAAAGUGUGGAGAACUUCUUCCAGCGUUCUCAGAAUGAUGCUCAUCUAUCAUCAGACAUCAUUCACAGUCCAAAUGAUAACACUGCCACGCCUUCCAUCAGCAUCAGCCCCACAGCGAGCCCCGCCCCCUCUGUCAUACAGCAACGCCCACCACUCAAACACUUCUUCCUCGAACACGUGUUUCGGCGACCAACCAGCUGCCAUCUGUGCAAGAACAUUAUUGUAGGGAAUUCUAAACAGGGACUGCACUGUAAGACAUGUAAGAUGGGAGCUCAUCUCUGGUGUGUUUCUGAACUCUCACAGCAAGCGUGUCAAGGCAAAUCUGGGAUGUUCAGGAGGAACUUGAGUUCACCUUCGUUAAACAAUACUGGAUUAUGUGUUGUGAGGUCACAGGAGGCUCAGGUGGACCCUGUGUACACUACACUACGCUUCGGGUCCUCUCUGGCUCGAUCUAGUUUCUGUGAGUCUCCUACACAAAGCCUGGAUGAAGAGGACGAGCAGCAAAUGAAUGAAUGUUUAUCUGCUGAAGAUGUCACUGAACACUCAGAGAAAGAUUCCUCUCAGUCUGAGAAUGAGAAACAUGAAGUGGAUGAGAUGUUAAAGGUUCCUAAAGUUCCUUCUCUUCACACUUAUGUGGUGCUGUACAAGUUCAUACCUCAAGAGCAAAACGACCUGGAAUUACAUCCUGGUGACAGAGUUCAGGUGAUUGAUGAUAGUAAUGAAGAAUGGUGGAAGGGUAAAUGUGGUGAAAGGGUGGGCUUUUUCCCGGCUAAUUUUGUGCAGCGAGUUCGUCCAGGUGAGAGAGUCUGGAAGGUAACACAAGGUGUCCAUGGCAACAGAGAUCUGGGUCACAUGACUGUUAAAGAGGCACAGAUUUGUGUGGGGAAGGGUGAAGACACUGAUGGCUUUCUGAAGCUGAGCAGCGGUAAGAAGAAAGGUCUGGUGCCGGCCGACUCUCUGGAGGAGAUCUGAAACACAUCUGUUCAAAGCACCAGCACAGUACAUGAUAUCAUCCCGUUUCACAGACAAGACUGAAGUGUGAAAUGACUGUCUUAACUUAUCCUAACUAUCCUAAAAUAUAGAUCAGUGCCAUUGUUGUGUGUCAAGAUGUCCAUCAGGAAUGUGUUUUUUAUGAAGGCAUUUUUAUACACGCGGCUUAAAUAUUCUCAUUUAGCUAAGCUUUGUCUGUGCAACCAGCUCUUAAAGUUUUAUUUCAUUGUUCCACAAUAAACCUUUCAUCUAUCAAGA
Messenger RNA from Triplophysa dalaica, 1485 nucleotides. Its product is annotated as SH3 and cysteine-rich domain-containing protein 2-like. The record is from RefSeq and is a predicted model, not a curated record. Gene Ontology annotation, molecular function: protein binding. The transcript is spliced from 11 exons. Bases 121 to 1209 code for a protein of 362 amino acids. Gene Ontology annotation, cellular component: extrinsic component of cytoplasmic side of plasma membrane. Gene Ontology annotation, biological process: positive regulation of protein localization to plasma membrane; skeletal muscle contraction; positive regulation of voltage-gated calcium channel activity. NCBI's taxonomy places the organism in Eukaryota, Metazoa, Chordata, Actinopteri, Cypriniformes, Nemacheilidae.